AUGUCGCAAUCCUCCCUCCCGAGUCCCACGAACUCCGCCGCCGCGCUGUCCCUCCUCACGUCCUUGGGCGGAAUCAUCGGCUAUGCCCGUACGGGCUCCAUCCCCUCCAUCGCGGCGGGUCUCUCAGUUGGUGCGCUGUAUCUGUACAGUUUCCUGCGUCUGCGCGACGGACAGCCCUACGGCGAGGAGAUCGGGUUGCUGGCGUCGGCGGUGUUGGGGGGUAGUUCCGUGCCCCGGGUUAUCAAGACGAGGGGGAAGCCCGUGCCUCUUGCGUUGAGUGUUCUGGCGACGUAUGGGCUUGUGGUUUUCGGGUUGGCGUUUCGGGAGAAGAGAGCUUCAAGGGUUUGA
Molecule: messenger RNA, 348 nt
Organism: Aspergillus udagawae
Lineage: Eukaryota; Fungi; Ascomycota; Eurotiomycetes; Eurotiales; Aspergillaceae
Product: TMEM14 family protein
Exons: 2
Coding region: 1-348 (115 amino acids)
Cellular component (GO): membrane
Source: RefSeq, a predicted model, not a curated record